CUUCAACAUACGUUAACGAUCAUGGCUGCGGAGAUCCGUGCUUCGCCCGAGUCGUUGACAUGGCAGGAUCGAGAGAUCCGCUUCGACAUUUCAGCGGCUGCUAUGCAUCUUCGUAAGGGGGAAACGCUAGUGGAUGCCAUCAACUCGGUCGAGGACACGAAGGGCAAUAACGGAGACCGUGGGUCUCUGGAGAUCACGAAUUUGAGGCUGCUGUGGGCCUCACACAAGUCUGUGCGGACGAAUCUGAGCAUCGGUUAUAGCUGCAUCCAGAGCCUCAAGAUCCGCACGGCCACGUCAAAGUUACGGGGUAGCACGCAGGCGCUGUACGUAAUGACAAAGUACGCUAACAGUCGCUUCGAGUUCAUCUUCACGAGUCUCGUUAAGGCCAGCCCCAGACUCUUCACCACGAUCCAAGCUGUAUUUCGGUCUUACGAGACCACCAAGCUCUAUCGAGAGCUGAAACUUCGAGGAGCGAUCAUCAAGGAGAAGGAGUUGACGUUGCUCCCUCAUGAACAGGUAUACACGCGUCUGAACGGCGUCUGGAACUUGUCGUCCGACCAAGGGAACUUGGGUACAUUUUUCGUAACCAACGUUCGUAUCGUGUGGCACGCAAAUCUGGCUGAAAACUUCAACGUAAGCAUUCCAUACAUGCAGAUCAACUCGGCUCGUAUUCGAGGCUCUAAGUUCGGGCCAGCGUUGGUCAUUGAGACGUCGGCAGUUAGUGGUGGCUACAUUUUGGGCUUCCGAGUGGAUCCGGAAGAACGUCUUCAUGAACUUUUCAAGGAAAUGCAGAGCUUGCACAGCGUUUUCUCGACGAAUCCGAUCUAUGGUGUCGAGUUUGAAGUCGAGGAGAAACCAGCUCCUUUGGAACAGCUGCGACAGCCUCGUAAGAUGGACGACGUUGAGAUCGAAGAGGACUAUGCUAGCUCCAUGGACGCCUUCGCAGCCUACUACGCUGCAGUCAACAAGAACCAUGAUCGACCGCCUACUUUCUCCAAAGAACUCGGACUGGCGAUCGAGAGCUUACCAGACGGCUUUAGCGUGGGAGAUCUGUGGUACGUCAACUAAUAGCUACAUUGAGGGGAAGCUAGCGACGACUAAAAGCCAGGAAAAUGGAUACACUUGAUAAGUUUUACUUAGUAAAAAUCUGAAAGUUGUUGAUAAUCUGAGUAACUCAC
Phytophthora nicotianae INRA-310 is the source of this 1178-nucleotide messenger RNA. RefSeq lists its product as hypothetical. Gene Ontology annotation, cellular component: ciliary basal body; BBSome. The coding region runs from base 22 to 1068 and encodes 348 amino acids. The transcript has a single exon. The record is from RefSeq and is a predicted model, not a curated record. Gene Ontology annotation, molecular function: phosphatidylinositol-3-phosphate binding. Lineage: Eukaryota; Oomycota; Peronosporomycetes; Peronosporales; Peronosporaceae. Gene Ontology annotation, biological process: cilium assembly; intracellular transport.